UGUAUUAGUACAGUUAUUAAUUUCAUUUUAAGCUAAAUUACACGCGCAAAAUCCGCCAGCUUUUGUCUCAGAUCCGCACAUCGAUAACAAAUUUUCCUAUCGAUAAAUUCGUAGCCAUUUUUCUAGACCCGAGUCGAGCUUGUGUGUGAAAUUGUAAUUGUAAAACGUAAUUGCUAGCAAAAAGCAACACAAUAAUGGACUAUCAGCUAUACCGAACGUCCACCCUGGGCAACACGUUGCAGGAUACCCUCGAUGAGCUCAUCCAGAGAGGUGAGAUCACGCCAGUCCUGGCACGCACGGUGCUCCAACAGUUCGACAAGAGCACCACCGAGGCCAUCAAACAGAAUGCAAAGUCGCGCCUCACCUUUAAGGGGACCCAGCUGCAUUCCUACCAAUUCUGCGACAAUGUGUGGACCCUUCGGCUGAAAGAUGUGACAUUCAGCGAGAAAACCGAAAUCCUUAAGGUCGACAAGGUGAAAAUUGUGGCCUGCGAAUGCAAGGGGGAGAACAAUGAAAAGAAAUGAAGAAAGCGAUAAAAGAAAUCACUGUUUAGUAAAUAAAACAAUAA
Molecule: messenger RNA, 568 nt
Organism: Drosophila obscura
Lineage: Eukaryota; Metazoa; Arthropoda; Insecta; Diptera; Drosophilidae
Product: transcription initiation factor IIA subunit 2-like
Exons: 2
Coding region: 195-524 (109 amino acids)
Biological process (GO): RNA polymerase II preinitiation complex assembly; transcription initiation at RNA polymerase II promoter
Cellular component (GO): transcription factor TFIIA complex
Molecular function (GO): RNA polymerase II general transcription initiation factor activity; TBP-class protein binding
Source: RefSeq, a predicted model, not a curated record